Molecule: messenger RNA, 918 nt
Organism: Gregarina niphandrodes
Lineage: Eukaryota; Apicomplexa; Conoidasida; Eugregarinorida; Gregarinidae
Exons: 1
Coding region: 1-918 (305 amino acids)
Source: RefSeq, a predicted model, not a curated record
AUGAGGUGCACAGCCAGUGAGGCUGUCAGGGGAGCAGGGUGGGGGGCAUUAUCGAGUGUGGCGGUGCCAUUUGCGGUGAACGGUCACUGGGCGGACCUGGUGCAGACGUUGCAUCCGGUGAUGGCCGGCGGCAACCGGCAUGUGUUUGGCACACACGGGCUGCAUGUUGCGUUCUUCGAGGGGCUGCUGCUGCUCUAUGACCUUCCAGACAAGAAAGUGGGCUCCUUCGACAUGAUGCCAAUGAAGACCAUCACCGCUGACCAGCUGAGGGGCGCAAUGGAGUCGGACCAACGUCUUACCUACGAGAUGUUCAGAGCCGUGGCUGACUGUUUGGCCUCGAUCCACGGCCUCGUAACCCGCCAUCCCAAAACGUGUGGUGUGGAUAAGAACUUGUGGCCGCGAUUGCAACAGUGGGCGACUCAUGUCCACCGCGUUCGGGGCAGGCAAUGGCAUGAGUAUCCUUGCUCCUCUCCAAUUAAGAAAUUCAAGAAGAUGCAUUUCACCCCGCUGGCCGUCAUUCGAAUACCUCUGGAAAACGUGGAGACAGGUACACUUAAAACCUUUACCAUUCCAGUCCAUCGAGCAUGCAAGGCCAGUGAGGUCACACCCAAGGGCGUAAAAGUCGCGCUAAAAGCUCUGAAAAAAGCGCCUCUGAAUGAGGUCGUGGGCUUUCUACUGAAACGGCGCACUAUCAACUGCGUCGCCCGAAGACAUCCUGGUUUCGAACGAGGUCCCUUCGCUUUCGGGGACGACCAUUCCAACGAAGUCGACCAUUCCAACGAGGACGUUGGAAGUUUCGUUAAUGUAUUCAAUAAUGAGCACAUUAACAACAUACCUGGCUUCUUUAACAGCCACGCGAACAUUUUCAAUCAUCCUAAUGUGUUUGUGGAUUAUGACGAAAACGAUUUCGAGAAUUGA